Phalaenopsis equestris is the source of this 1684-nucleotide messenger RNA. RefSeq lists its product as uncharacterized. The record is from RefSeq and is a predicted model, not a curated record. The transcript is spliced from 7 exons. Lineage: Eukaryota; Viridiplantae; Streptophyta; Magnoliopsida; Asparagales; Orchidaceae. The coding region runs from base 88 to 1449 and encodes 453 amino acids.
UAAAAAAAUUGUUCGUGUUCGUACAACGAGCUUUUUUGACAGCCCUACUUUCAGCUCUCAUUCUUCAAGCAGGACGGAGGACUGAGGAUGGCGUCGAUCCCACCGGCCGUUUGGGUUUCAGUCCCUACACCCCUCCCUUCUCCCUCCUCUAUCGCCAGUUCUUACGGCCCCAAUAUUUUCUCACUUCUGCCUAGAAGAUUGAAAUCCCGCAGAGCCAUCUCGGCUUCGUCCUCCGAAGAUGGCGCUUCCGCCGGAGAAAUCGAAAUCUCUGACCGCGUCCGGCUUGCGUUCUCCAAGGCCAAUGCCUAUAGGAAAGAAAAUACGUCGUCUCCGCAGGCGCUGGUAAACGCUAAGAAACCCUUUAUGGAUCCCGCAAUAGAGGUCCGAGGGAGUGGCGGUUCGGAGCCGGAAGUCCCGAUUGCUGUUAAUCUGAACAUGGAGAAGUCCAGGGAGAACAAGAAGAACAGGGAAGUCUCCGUUGAGGAACCAAGAGAUCCCGGUGUUGAAGAGAAGAGUUUGAGGGGCUCAAGGAAGGGUCCCGUAGACAGCAAGUUAGAUAAGAAGGCUGUAUUAAAAAUUUCCAGCAAAGACUUUUUGGGGCUUGAUUUUUCUGAGAAGGAAAGUCAUAGAAGAAGGCCUCCUGGUUUGGUUCCACUAGUGGGACCCCUUGUAGAAGGUGAUGUGCAGGAAGUGGAAAUUAUUGUUGGGGAUGCAAGCAAAUUUGAAAAAACACCGCGAGCAAGUACUUCUUUUGAAGUGGUUGACAACACGGUACUAUACAAGCCCAAAGUGUCUACAUGGGGGGUCUUCCCAAGGCCCAACAACAUCUCUAAGACGUUUGGAGGUGGAAGAACUUUUGUGCCCGGUGAAAUGCUUGAAACUCUAGAGACAAAAAAGGCAAAAGAAAAGUGUAGCAGAGAGUUAAUUUAUGCUUAUAAAAGAAAGAUGGGUUUAGUAGUUGAUGCAAAAGCUAGAGCUGAGUGUGAAAAGGCAUUGAAGGAAGGUGAUAGCUUGAUGGACCAGGGACAACUAAGAGGAGCCUUGCCUUACUAUGAGAAGGUCAUGAAACUUUUGGUCUUUCAGAGUGACUUGCAUGGGUUGGCUGCUUUGCAGUGGUCUAUUUGUCUGGAUUCUCUUAGCAGGCCAAAUGAAGCGAGAUUCAUGUACGAGAAGCUUAAGUCUCAUCCGAAUGCCGAAGUUAGCAAGAAAGCCAGGCAAUUCGUGUUUAGUUUUCAGGCUAUGGAAAUGAUGAAGGUGAAAAACACAAACGUCCCAAUAAAAACCGGCUACGAGGAUUACUUCGAAGCAUUAGUAAACAAUCAGGUCAGUUACACUCCUUCAAUCGAGGAGCAGAAUGAGAGAGUGUUGGAGCAAGUCUUCCCAUAUAUUGUAUUCCUUUUAUCUCCGAUGCUUAUUAUCCUUUAUGUUAUAGUUAAAAAGUCUUUGUAGUCUGCUAAAAAAAAUCACUAAGUUUGUGCAAAUAAUUUUUUCUGCUCUAAAAUUGAGAAGAUGGGGAAAGGGAGGGACCAAAGGACAUCCGAAGAGCUUGCUGACAGUUAUAAAUAUUAGAAUACCUUUAGCUCUGCCAAAGUUCUCUAUAUUAUUAUUCUGCAAUAUCAAUUUAUUAAUGUGAUACUAGCUCUAUAAUCAUGACAAAUGUUAUUUUAAGGUCUAGCCAAAUUGU